CCUGCGGCCGCCGCGAUGAGUCCCGACGCGGUCGGGGCCGUGGGGGCGUCGCCGGAGCUCCGGGGCCAGCUCGCCCGCGUCGGGUGCCUCGGCGAGAGGCUGGUGACCGCGGACGAGGCCCGCGCGGCCCUCGCCCGCCGCCUCCACGCCGCCCUCCAGGGGAGGGAGGAGUCACGGCGGCAGGGCGCGGCGCUGGACGAGAUGAGGCGCCGGGUGGAGCUCCGGCGGGCGCGGGUGGAGGAGGUGCUGGUCUCCAGGAGGGUCGCGCUCCAGGGCGCCGAGCACCGGAAGGAGCAGCUCCAGGUGCAGAUCGACCGUGCGAUGCAGCUCUCCCGUGCAGUCGGUGCCGCCAGCCGGCAAUUGCAGGAAGCAAAGGAAGUGCUAUCUGUAGAGAAGGCACGGCUUGGGGAUUUGCAGAGGUUGCUCAGGAUGAGGCAACAGAGUAUGAUUGGCCAGGUUGCUGCACUGUACCCUGUGAAGGUCUUCCAUGGUCUGCCACAUGAGCAAAAUCUCGAUGCUGAUGCUAAUGGGGCGCAUGAGACACUUUACGAAGAAAAUGGAACACUUCCAGAAGAGAAUGGAAUACAUGUACUCAAUGUUCUCAAAUUUCCACAACUACACGCUUUGACAUUUUUUGGUUGGCAAAUCGGUAAGCAUAGAAGAAAGCAGAAGGAUUUCAGUGAGAGGGAUCUUCAGCGAUCUGCGACUGUCCUCGGAUAUGCAGCACAUGCAGUUUUGCUCAUAGCCUCCUAUCUUCAUGUUCCCCUCCGAUAUCCUGUGCACUUUGGAGGAUCACGAUCUUAUGCAAGUGAUUGUUUGCCUUCAGCUGAAACAGUAUCAAUUGCUUCAGCAGAGCGCAGUUGUAUCAACAUGACCAACCCAAGACUGACAGCAUACCCCCUUUUCGUGGAAUGUCAAGAAGACGACUCCACUAAGGCAUCCUAUGCAAUUUACUUAUUGCGCAAGGAUACUGAGCAGCUUUUGAACUAUAUUGGAGCUGAGAGCUCUGGAAGGCGCGUAUUUGAUAAUCUGCAAGAGCUUAUUAGGAUUAUACAAUCGGAUGAGUAUGUAUACAUGUGACGUAUUCUGCGACAACCUGGUUCUUGGAGUGUUUAUGAUAUAGAGAUGGUGUUCAUACAGAUGUAUAUAGGUGUUUUUUUCUGUUCUUUUGUUGUGAUUCUUACCUUCUUUCGGUGUGCAAGUUUUUGUAUGCACAGGAAAGAGGUGCAUUGGGUUUUUCUUUGGCUAGUUGAAAAUGAAUGAAAUGAUAUUUACAUCUGUGAUAUGAAGUUUCUUCUUGGUGCCACCCUUUGAAGUUAAUCAGAUCCCAGAUGUGUUGAUGGAAAAAAAAAUCCAUCUCUCCCCCAAGCAAAUGUGUCACCUGCAGGGUUUUACUUACCGUGCAAGUCACGAAAACCACGGUGCCGCGCACCAUUGGAUCCCACGUGGAUACCGCAAAAACCACGACAAAUUUGAAUAUUAAAAUCUUCGGUUACCGUACAGUUUCGGGUCAAAACUGCGUGGUUUCAACCGAAAACUGCGGCGAGUGUAAUUCGACAAUUAGGUGUAAAUUAAUUUUGAAAAAACUAUAUAAAAAAAGAAA
Oryza brachyantha (malo sina) is the source of this 1603-nucleotide messenger RNA. RefSeq lists its product as uncharacterized. The transcript has 6 exons. Gene Ontology annotation, molecular function: SNARE binding. Gene Ontology annotation, biological process: SNARE complex assembly. Lineage: Eukaryota; Viridiplantae; Streptophyta; Magnoliopsida; Poales; Poaceae. Gene Ontology annotation, cellular component: endosome; lytic vacuole. The record is from RefSeq and is a predicted model, not a curated record. Bases 16 to 1080 code for a protein of 354 amino acids.